AAGGAAUGCAUUAAGGUCUACUGGUAGCAGCGCGCAUCGGCUUCUCAGAGCGACGCAAAAGCUCUAGGCCGUUUGCAAGGUAAUCGCGCGCUCUGUAGCGGUUUGUGGUGUCAUCGGAAAAACACAUGACGUGCGUGACCCUCUGACCUUCUGUGAUAAGAGGGUCGCUGAAGGAGAUGCGCAGCCUAAAAUAUUGCUCGUUGCUAACCUACCUGCUCUCCCUAUUACGCCUAGUAAUUGUCGACGCCAGUGCCUCAAAACUUUUUGUUUGUUCGACUACGAACGGGAAGCCCGCGCGCAUCUAUAUAGCCCGCCGCCUGUUAAGAAUAUGCAGGCAUGAAGCUUUAGGUGGGCUUAUUGCGGAUUUGUUUCUUUGUGCCGACGAAAAAUGGUGCGCCUUCCGUCGUAAACAUCAGCUAAGUAUUUUAAAUCUGAUAAAAGAAGUCGAAUUGAGGAAGGUAAAACGGUUUGGCAAAGUUGGUGCACGGCCCGACAACGCUCAGGUGGCGUUUUCGUUGGCAGUACAGACAAGCGCCGAACAGUUUCAAAUUCCAGGCGUCUUGAGAGCAAGACGAAUUUUUUCAACGUUACCGCCACGUCGUUAAGGGUGUAUAUCGUGCGAGUUCAUCAGGAUUGCAUGUGCAUUCUCGUGGGUUACGCGUGCAUAAUAGAAGAGUCGGUGAAAAAAACCAUGUUUGGUCCAAGUAACAGUUCGUAUUCAACGUUCUAAAUUUCUUUUUGCAGUGAACGAACUGUUGAUGUGUACCCGUCAGUGCCUUUUCUUCUUUCCUAUUUUUUUGUCAUAUGCAUAUGCAUCACCAUGAUUUGGGUAAAUUUAGCAAAAAGUCAUUCUAGGCCACAGUACGGUGUAUGUACUAGCGUACCGUGAGCAUCGAAAAUCAGAUCCACUACAGACGUCGUGAAGCCAAGAGACAAACGAACCUGAAGUGAUGUGCAUCAGUAAGCGUUUGAUUGAAGCGUUGAGUGUAUCGAAGUGAUCGCAGCUGUGGUUUGUGCUCAUUGACAGUCGAACAAUUAUUCAAAAACAACAACAACACUUACCACCCCCCCCGUCUUCCUCCUCCCGCCCGCUCCUCCGCAUGGUAUGAAAGAGUGACGUCUAUAAGUAUUAUGCCCAAAAAGAAAAGACAUCCCACCUCCAUCGCGGCUGUAGCCACGACAACUUCGCAGGGCCAUCCUGCAGCUGUGACUUCACCCUGUGAAGUGCGCCAGCAGCUAAUAAUGCCUCAGAUGUGCAAACAGCGUUCAAACAAGGUCAACACGGAUACCAACCCCAUUGCUACCGAGUCCCAGCGUAACGCAGUCGGCGGUGCUUUUACAUCUGCAGAAAACGGCGCUCUGACCGGAAGCGAUAGCGUCUGCGACGACCAAAGGACAGAGAGGGAGCGUCAAAUGAAGAUGGCUCGCAAUUCGAUCACGGUUGUGCUUGGAUCCCAAUGGGGUGAUGAAGGUAAAGGGAAACUCGUCGACACACUCGCCUCCGAGGUGGAUGUCGUUGCUCGAUGCCAGGGCGGGAAUAACGCUGGCCACACGGUCGUCGUUGACGGGAUCCAUUAUCAUUUUCAUCUCAUCCCAGGUGGAAUGAUACACAAAUCCUGUAUCGGCGUAAUCGGCAACGGAUGUGUGGUCCAUUCUGGCCAGAUCAUUGAGGAGAUCGACCAUUUGCAUGAACGUGGUCUCAGUUUGGCUGGUCGUCUCUUCAUUUCGAAUCGCGCGCACAUUGUUUUCGAUUUCCACCAGAUGUGUGAUGGACUUCAUGAGGCUGAAAAGAGCAAAAAGCAACAAAACAUCGGAACUACUAAGAAGGGCAUUGGACCGACGUAUAGUUCGAAAGCACAACGAAAUGGAAUGCGAAUGUGCGAUCUAAUAGGUGAAUGGAGUGUGUUUGAAACCAAGUAUCGUACGCUUGUCGAAUUUCACCAGCGGAUGUUCACCGACCUCAAGGUCGACGUCGAGGAAGAUUUGAAGAAGCUCAGGUUAAACGCAGACAAACUUCGGCCGUUCGUACGGGAUACGGUUUCGUAUAUUCACGAAGCUAUUCGCGAGGGCAAAAGGAUCAUGGUGGAGGGUGCCAACGCCGCCAUGCUUGACAUUGACUUCGGCACUUAUCCAUAUGUGACAUCGUCAAACUGCACAGUUGGCGGCGUUUGUACCGGUAUCGGUGUUCCGCCGAGUUUCAUUGGCACUGUCUAUGGUGUGUUUAAGGCAUAUUGUACGCGGGUCGGCGAUGGACCAUUCCCAACCGAACUUUCUGAUAAGUUAGGCAAACUGCUUCAGGAACGUGGCUGCGAGCGUGGCGUGACGACAGGUCGACCUCGAAGAUGCGGAUGGCUUGAUACUGUUAUGCUAAAGUACUCGACGCUGGUCAACGGCUAUACGGCGUUUUGUUUGACUAAAUUAGACAUUUUCGAUGUGCUUGAUGAGAUCAAAAUCGGUCAUAAAUACAGAAUUGGCGACACAGUACUGGACUGCCCACCGGCAUCACUCGAUGAAAUGGCAAAGGUUCAAGUCGAAUACGUCACAUUACCUGGAUGGAAGACGUCUACAGAAAGCUGCCGCAAAUUUGAAGAUUUGCCCGAAAAUGCUAAAAAGUAUGUGAGAACGUGUGAGGAGCUAUUGGGUGUUCAAGUGCAAUAUAUUGGAGUGGGAAAGUCGAGAGCAGAUAUAAUUAGGGUAUUUUAACACUAAAUUAACGAAAAUGGACGAUAAAAGAGAACCAAGAUUCCGAAGAUCUUGAGGGACGUUAGACUGCUUCAUAGAUUGUUCGUAAAAGCAGAAUGCACAUCAGCUAGGAGCAUAUUUGUUCGAGGCAUCUCCAACUACGUGAGUUGACCGCCUCUUCAGGUCGUCCCAUUGAACUGUUACUUAAUAUUAAUAAAUACAUUCAGUAUAGACUUGUCA
Messenger RNA from Varroa destructor (honeybee mite), 2922 nucleotides. RefSeq names its product adenylosuccinate synthetase (gene Adss). The record is from RefSeq and is a predicted model, not a curated record. Gene Ontology annotation, biological process: IMP metabolic process; 'de novo' AMP biosynthetic process. Gene Ontology annotation, cellular component: cytoplasm. Lineage: Eukaryota; Metazoa; Arthropoda; Arachnida; Mesostigmata; Varroidae. Gene Ontology annotation, molecular function: adenylosuccinate synthase activity; GTP binding.